UAAGCCGAGGUCGAGCCGUGUUCCCAGGCCCGUGAGCUUCACAUUUGCUGUCAAAACCUCCGCGUUUUUGGCCGUCCUCUCCGGGUUAAAUGUUCUGAUAGAAUUAACGAAUAGUCUAUCCGGAAAAUCCUUGUUGUGACUGUGAAAACGGUGUUCGUAGAGCCUCUCAAACGUUGCGCUGAUCGAAAUAUGCGACUAGACCGUUCGGAGUGUUGUUCUUAUUGGUUUUUUUAGGAAUAUGUAUAUGGAGUUUCCCAAGAAAAUUUUCCGGAGGAAUGAUACUCCAAACACUCACUUGAGGAUCGAAAAAACCCCAUCCAUUCAUCUUGUAUCUUAGGGGAAAUUAUUCCAAGUAUCUUUCGGGAAUGCCAUACAAAAUAACGUCUGACAAGAGCGACCUGAUUGCAUUAUGAAUCAAUGGUUUCAUUUUGGUCCAACGGUUGCUCUGCUGCUAACCUGGUGCUUUCAAACCACCGCCACCUUCAAACAGCAAGGUGCAUGCUACUUUCCAGAGAAAUGGGAAGGUACCUGGUUCCAAUCAGGAAUUAGACAACCUGUCAUUAUAGAAAGUUCCAGGAUUAGCAGUAAAGGUCGCUGUCUAGGGUCUGAAGGAGAUAAAUUUCUAGUAGUGGACGACAAGAGGGCGUGCUAUCGUUGUGUUGUGAUUCACGAGAAACACGCAAACGUUCUACAGUACAAAGAAACAUAUUGUUACGGGAGAGAUUCUCUCCCAUCUCUUUGUAGUUAUAUAACUGGUGAUGCGCUACUGUUCUCGAUGUUUCGAGAGAAUGCAACCCCAGUUCCUUGCCCGUUUAAGGCCCCGUUCACAUUCACAUACAACAGAGGACAUGGCGAGUGCAGGUCACCCGUGUCCAACAUAGAUUCGUGCACUGAAGACACGAAGCUGUUGCUCAGCUACCAGUCCUGUCCAGAUGUACCUGGGACUGAAAGCGCAGUUGAAGAGCUCCAGUGCCUAGCGGCCUGGAAAGAGGGCAGUUCCAGAUACCUCGUAGGCAAAGUGGACCACAUCCACGCCCUCUCCAACGAGGACAGGUACAGGUGCUUCGUGUACGAGAAAGUGACGCCCGAGUCCAUGGAGGACGUGGAUUACAGAGUGGCACAAAGUGGCGAUGCCACUUGCAACGGCCUUUUCAGCGCUACCGAAGGAAGUCGCACGAUGAUACUGCGAAAGGCGCCAUCCUUGAAUAAAUGCCAUUUCCCACCCUGGAUGACAAAUUACAACCACUGGCACAGCCUGGAUUAUUCGACGACUUACAGCUUCCACCACAGGGAUGCCACCUUGAGAAUUGGAAAUUCUACGUCGGGUACGGAAAUGAGAGUGUUGUGUACACACGUGAAAUACACGUCGAGGAAUGAGAGUGCUGUUGUGCUCUUGACUCAUUUCACAAUGGGAUGCCAAAGCGGUUACAUGUGCAUGUCGUUCAACCGCCGAGAUGCGCACGUAAUGGAAGUGCAAAUUGGAAGUCAAACCAAGCGGCUGGAAGAUGCUUGCAGUGCCACAAACUUCAACAUAUCCAGUCAAUCAUACGUUACCCUCGUCACUACAACCCCAGAAAGGAGGUCUUGCCCCUUUAUGGGAAAAUUCGAGGUGGAGAGUCUCAUGAGGAUUGAUCGACUGCUGCACAGCAAACCCUAUCAGCCGAUGGACUCGAGGUACUUCGACAACUAUUUCCUGAAGAAGAAACAGCAGAAUGCGGUUGACUUCCAACAUCGACGAUCCAAGAGAUUGGACCAAGAUCCGGACUGUGAUAGCGAUGGAUUUACAAAUCUGAUUAUAGGAUGUAGUUCUUUAGAUACUAUGGAGUUCAAAACAGAUUGUUCGUCGGCGAUUUCAACGAGGGAGUACGCCUGCCAUGGUAGGUGGGAAGAAAACGGUACUAACUACCUGAUAACAUCUCCGGUGAGCACAAAGCUUUCCUACAAUUCUCGACGCUACUGUUUUGUAUACAAGGAAGUUUCCCCUGGUACAAUUUUUUUCUCCACUUCCUCCUCUAACUGCGAUCGGAGUAUUAGACCUGGACUAAACGGAGAGUUAAUCUUCAAUAUCACCAGCAUUGGUAAAUGCAUAAUGGCGAGCGGGACUACAAGAUCCAGUGCAAAACUUCACAAUUUAGGGGUUUUCUACAUAAUUUCAAUAAGUAUCAUGAUUUACGUUCAAAGAUGAUCAUAAGCCACGCGUUGAAAUUAGGAUACAUUUUAUGAAAUGAGACUGUAUUGCCCUGAGGGCUUAUUUUGUUAUCCAGGGAAGAUGUCUAAUCUUUUCGCUGGUUCAUGAAGAUUUCUCUAUGAAAAGUUGAGGUUUUCACAGAGGUUGUUAAUUACCAAUAAAAAGUUUAAUUUUUAGAAGUUAUGUUGAUUCAAUGUGUUGGAGAAAUUAUUCAGAAAAUGUCAAGAACAUACUAAGUUCAGGUUUAGUGUCUGAAAUUUUACAUUCCACGAAACGAGUGUAGCAUUUUGAGAUGUUAUUUCAUAAAAACCACGGUAAGGAUAUUCUCAGACAAAAUUUGGUCGAAUGGAGAAAAACCUGAACAAAUACCUGUCGAAUAAGCAAUAAUAGGGGUCCAAUAAUUCAGUUUAUCUGAUUAUUCGAAGAUAUAUACCUAGAAAUAUCAACUGAGUUUCGGUAACUUUGGAAAUCUUCAUGGACGCAUAUCCAUGUGAAAAGGAGAGUUGUAAAUUUGAUAAUUUUAAGUAUGUACUGUGAUUACUGCUAGCAGUAUCAGAUAUAAGAACUAUUUUAACUCAACUUUACUGAAAUAAACUUCGAGUGUAGUGGCUCUCGUGAAUAUUUGUGAAGAUAUUUCUAUUUCUCUUAUAGUACGGAUCUUUUGCAGCUUUUAGUAUAGACAUUUUAAAGGAUCGACCUGUGGAAAAUCGACACGAUGGUCAGAAAUUGUGCUCAAAUAUAAUCCACCUAAAAAUCAACUUUGGCUCAAGAGGGACAAUAUUAAAUUUUUACAUUUUUUUUUCAACGUGGCGGGAAAGAUUUAGAACUAUGAAGUCUAGGUCCUGAAUCAAGAUUACCCAGUUUUUAAUGAAUAUUGAAUGAAUUUAUGUUUUCUUUCCUGAAAAUUUAGGAUAUCCGAAUAUUUCAUUGUCUUUGAACAGUUUUUUGUUAUAAAAUAUGCUCUUUUUGAUGUGAUGAAAUUAUACAACAUUUCAUCAUCGUCAAAAACUGCGCAUUUCGAAUACAAAUUCACCUGAUUUACCGAAGAUAGAGACACACGCUGUAGUUUAUUGAAUUAAUAAUGAAUAGGCAGUUUGAAGUUGUGAAAGACGUAACAUACCAAUCUUAUCUGAUUAGAGAACAACAGAUAUUUCAUUAUUAAGGAGGAAUAUAUCAUAUUUCAUUUCUGUAAUCAAGGAUAUUUUUCAAUUUGUUCGAAAAAGCUCGCCUAAAACAUAUCAUUAGUUCGACCAGUGUUUGAUUCAUCGAAAAUCUCAUCGAGUUUUAUGCACUUUCACCUCAUAUUUCAACGAUGCACUCACAUAUCAUGUCAUUUCAUUCUGCCAUUGUCGAUUUUCCAUAUACAGGAUCAGAAGAAUAGUAAACAUCUGUGAUUUAUUUUCUGUAACAAACUUUUACGCAUUUUACCGUUGAUGAACCCAAAGAAUGCUACAAUAGAUGUAAGAUAAGUAUUUUUGCACAUACCUACACCUACAAGCUUGUUCGGGAAUACGCAAAAGGUGAUAUUUUUCGUAACUGGAAGCAAUAUUACGAAUGUUUUUUUUUCGUUGUGUAAAAAUAUUCGAAUCAGAGUGAGUACGUAGCUGAAAUUUUGUUUUCUACGAUAAUUUCGAAAGCAAUAAUAUUAAAGAGUAGUUAUAGAAGUCGUUACGGCUAAACCUGUUAUCAAUUCAGAUAAAAAUAAUGAUUUAAAGGGAUAUUUUAAGGGGCUUACAUCGGUUUAUGGGACUAGGAGCAUGAGUUUGUCGCUUUAUGUCCAAGGGUAAAUUGUUAUUGCUGGUGUAACCGAUUUGGAAUAACAAAUACCAUGAAUAAUAUUCCCCAUUUCAAAAUAGACAUGCAAAUAUACUUUUUUUCAAUAGAAUAAUAAUUUAAAUUCCAGUUUAAUUAUGAGAAUAAAGAGCGACUCUUCACGCUCACCUGAGUUGGUCAGAUAUACACAAUUUUAUAGUUUCAGAACAAUUAAUAACUGGCAUUUCUCUGAAAAUAUAUAUAGCAAUAACUUUGGAACGAAUUGAUGGAACUCUGUAUUUUUUUUCAUUAUAAAAUCAAGAAAUAUUUAUUGUAUAGAAAGUUUCGGUUUUUAUAUAUUCCAAAUAUAGAUCGAUGUUGUUAUUGAAGACAUCCUAGAAUCGACUCGAGUUGUAACAAAACGAAAAUAAUAAUCAUGCUCCAUUUCCAUAACUGAUGUAACAACAACUCUCUAUUGAAAACUGCUGAAAAUGUAACUUCAAUUGAAAAAUAUUUGCGAAAUGCAAUCAUAUUAAACUGUAUAUUAUGUAAAUUUCAUUUGCCUAGAAUAACGAUCGAUUAUGUAUUGAAAUAUAGUUCAAAACGAAGUGAAACUAACCUCUUUAGAAAAAAAAGUAGUUUUAGAUAGACUGUUCAAGAAAGGCAGAACAAGAGAACUUGCACUAAAUCACUUGCUGUAAUAGUGAGAACAUAAUUUUUUUUUAAUUCGAAUUUGAGUUUUAUGUGCUCAUAAGAGAAAAUUUCUGUUUGAAUCGAUAUUUCGUCUAUUUCAUUUAUACCGGUAGGUCUAGAAAUACGUCUACCACCGACCAAAUAUUUGUCAGGUUAUAAAGUUUUUUAUCGAAUUCCUAUUCGAAUUUUUAUGGAUGUAUAUCUUUACCACCUAAUUUCCCAUUGAUAGAACGAAUAUAGUGAGAUAUGCUAAAUGAAGUUUUGCCUGAAGCAAUGUUGAAAGUUUUGUUUGUUUUCUUCAUAUUCCGAAUCUUUAUGACCUAGUUGGUAAACAAUUUUCUCUGCAGAUGCAUUUCGAGACCUUCUCAUAUUUAAAUCGAUAUUUCUCAUAUCAGGAGAAUACUCUUUUUAGGUCUCAGAUAAUUCCAGACAAGCUAUUCAUUUCACCAAAUUAUCGCGAAUGAAUUAAUUGAUUAAUCACUUCCUAUAGCAAGUGAAUUACUGUAUGUUCAUGAGAACGGUGCCUUGGAUGUUCUUGUUGUAAGGUGACACAAUGUUAAAUAAAUGACUCAAAACAAUUGUUGUAACAACAUGUACAUUAACUAAAUAAUAAAAACUUAUUAUAAAA
Messenger RNA from Coccinella septempunctata (seven-spotted ladybird), 5261 nucleotides. RefSeq lists its product as uncharacterized. Lineage: Eukaryota; Metazoa; Arthropoda; Insecta; Coleoptera; Coccinellidae. The coding region runs from base 410 to 2185 and encodes 591 amino acids. The transcript has 12 exons. The record is from RefSeq and is a predicted model, not a curated record.